AUGAUCACCAAGUUCGCCCUCGAAUCAAAACCACAACAGGUCCGAGCCAGCAAGCCAAAGGUUCGCAGUGGCUGCGUAACCUGCAAGCUUCGCCGCGUCAAAUGUGACGAGGGCAGACCAGCAUGCGCACCUUGCUUGAAGUAUCAAGGCCAUUGUGGAGGAUAUAAAGCAAGCAAAGCUCAGUCCUCCAAGCUUCCACCUAAACAUCGGCUGUUGUAUCCCAAGCCCAAACAAGGACAGAACCAAGCCCUCGAUGUCGUACUCAUGGAGCCAAACUACUCGGCUCUCGUCUUCUCGAGCCAGCUGGAGAAGGACCACUUUGACUACUGGCUAUCCUUCACCAACACCGCCAUCCUGUUCCGAUCCGAUCUACUCACUCAAAUUAUCCCACAACUCUCAUGGAAUGAUCCGGCCAUCAAACACGCAGCUUUGGCCGUAGGCGCCGCGGCCGUGGGGGCUACUAUACGAGAACAACGUCUCCUCGGGCGAGGGAGGUUCAACUCGGAUGCUCUAUUCCACUACACGAAGUCGAUGAAUAUCCUCUACUCAACACCGAUGUCCCUCGAACGCACAUUACUAGCAUGUCUCUUGUUCAUCAUCUUCGAAUGUUUCCGAGGCAACAAGGCAGCUGGACUGAACCACAUCAACCAUGGGUCCCGAAUCCUUGACCAAUGCCCACAAAUUCAAGGCGCGCAACCGAGCCCUCUGCUGGAAGAAGUGAUAACUAGUUUCCAGCAUCUGAGUCUUCAAUCCUGGACCCCCGGCGGAGAUCAUCCCAAGGAGACGAAGAGCCGAGUACCGUGGUGUUGCCGCGGACGCAAGGCGCAAUACGCUGUCGACGAGAUGCCCACGACGUUUGAGACGCUAGAAGCGGCCCGCCGUUGGUGGAAUGUCGUCCGCCACCAUGUCGAGCACCAUGCACCGCUUUACACUGGGUUCGUAGUCGAGGGAUCGACGGCGCCUUUACCAGAGAAACCGCCGCACGAAUACAGCUCGCCUAGCUCUCAGGCACGUGUCCGGAGCUUUGUACGCUUCACUGACGCCUGGUAUCUUGCUUUUCAGCCACUCGCCGUCGAAGCAGAGGAUGAUAAAAUAUGGAACCCCCGGGGCUAUUACCAGGCUCUGAGCCUCAGAAUACAUUACUUGUACCUCUGGAGCGUGAUACGCUGUGCCGGGUGGACUGAUCUGGAGGAAACCAAGCGCAUCACUCUGGCGUUCAUGGAUAUUAUAUCGAUGAGCAGGCAGAUCCUCGAGGCGCACGAUGCUGACCAACGUAGUUGCAAAGAGGCAGCAGAGGUCUUUACGAUCGAGUACGGCCCGACCUGGCCUCUGGGUACUGUGUUUCUCAUGUGCACAUUGCCUGAGGUGAGACAUGCCAUUGUCCAGCUCUUCAAGGACUUUCCUCGGCGUGACGGACUCUGGGAUACGAGUGCGUUCCUGGUCAUUAUGGAGUGGGUGAAUACGAUGGCGGACAAAGGUCGCAUCACGAAUGACCAACGGCAUGUUGUCGACUGUAAGGUUGUCUUUGGCGAGGCAUCGGUGACCCUCGAGAAGCAGCUUUGGGACCCUGUGGAGUUGAAUUGGGAAAGCCGCAGUGUAUGCUUUAGCUACUAA
Colletotrichum phormii is the source of this 1614-nucleotide messenger RNA. RefSeq names its product C6 zinc finger protein. Gene Ontology annotation, biological process: regulation of DNA-templated transcription. The record is from RefSeq and is a predicted model, not a curated record. Lineage: Eukaryota; Fungi; Ascomycota; Sordariomycetes; Glomerellales; Glomerellaceae. Gene Ontology annotation, molecular function: zinc ion binding; DNA-binding transcription factor activity, RNA polymerase II-specific. Bases 1 to 1614 code for a protein of 537 amino acids. The transcript is spliced from 2 exons.